This is a messenger RNA of Larimichthys crocea (large yellow croaker), 19326 nucleotides long. It is a transcript of the gene neb, whose product is annotated as nebulin. Gene Ontology annotation, biological process: cardiac muscle thin filament assembly. Gene Ontology annotation, molecular function: actin filament binding. NCBI's taxonomy places the organism in Eukaryota, Metazoa, Chordata, Actinopteri, Sciaenidae. The coding region runs from base 218 to 18652 and encodes 6144 amino acids. The transcript has 138 exons. Gene Ontology annotation, cellular component: Z disc. The record is from RefSeq and is a predicted model, not a curated record.
GGUAGAAACCGCAGCUGUGUGCUGUAGCCCAGCGUUUCUCUGGAGGGAAGCUGGGGAGGCUUUGGCGGCUUGGGAGACCUUUAAACUUUAAUUUAACUGGAUUGGGGGCAAAUUCCAAAGUUGGAAGUUUGAGACCCUAGUGGAUGGCAAGUGAGACUUCCUUACUGUCAGGAAAUACUGCGGGAAUCUUUGGCUGACCCUCUAAAACCGUCCCAUAAUGACGGAAACUGUGGAGGAAUAUGAGGAAUAUGAGGAAUAUGAGGAGGAGUUUGUGGAGGAGAUGUCAACGACGACUGUCACUGAGCAAAAGACUCAGUACUUUCAGUCUGGAUUGCCCACCAGGAAAGUCAGAAAGAGGGCCAAGGUGGAUACUUCCAAGUUCAUGACUCCGUACCUGGCCCACAGCCAGAAGAUGCUGGAGCAGUUCAGCCAUAACAAGUACCGGCAAGCUUACGACUUGUCCAGAGGUACUCCUCCUGCCAUCGUUACGGACACCCCUGAAAUGAUUCGCAUCAGGAAAGCCCAGGAGCAGCUCAGCGAGGUUAAAUACCGCAUGGAGGGAAAUAAGGCUCGGACAACAAGCUUGUACGAUGGUGAGGCCAAAGAGGUCACCCAUGUCAAGCGUGUAUCUGAACUGAUCAGCAAGGUUCUGUACAGACAGAAGUGGGAUGAGACUAAGGACAGGUACUUGCUGCCUCCUGAUGCCCCUGAGCUGGUCCUGGCUGUGAAGAAUGCUGCUAACUACAGCAAAAAACUUUAUACCGAGUCCUGGGAUGAGGAGAAGACCAUGUUCUACCCUUACAGCGACAGCCCUGAGCUGCGCAGGGUUGCCAAGGCUCAGGAGGUCCUCAGUGAUAUCCACUACAAGAAGGGUCAUGAUGAGCGCAAGACCAAGUACACUUCCUUGGCUGAUCCUCCUGAAGUGGAGCUGGCUAAGAGAGUGGCUGAUCAGCGCAGUGAUCUCAAGUACAAGGAAGAUUACAACAAAAAUGUGAAGGGUCAGUGGUGCGAGACGCCGUACUUCGAUGUGGCCGUUGCCAGGGUGGCAAUGGAGAACUUAAGCAAUAGGAAAUACACGCAAGAGUUUGAGAACAUCAAAGACCAAAUUUAUUUCAUGCAAACAGAGACGCCCGUUUAUGAUACAAACAAGAGAGCUCGUAUUGCUGCCAGCGAGGUCCAAUACAAGAAGGAAUACGAGAAGAACAAAGCGCAGUCUGACUAUAACACGCUCCCCGCCACAGAGAACCCUCUCCUCAGACAGCUCAGAUAUGCUGGCACCAUCCUCAGUGAUAAAGUGUAUAAGUCCAACUAUGAGAAAUCCAGGGGUUUCAGCAUCAACUACUGUGACACACCCAAGUUUCAGAUGGACUCCGUACUUAAACAGUUCACUGAUGCACGUUACAAAAAUAAGUAUGAUAAUGAGGUGAAGGGCCACUACAUUGGCAGCUAUGAAGACGUUUAUAUGCUUCACUGCCAGAAAGUUGAGGAAAUGAAGAAUGAGCAAUUGUAUAAAGCUGAGUAUGAAGACAUAAAAACAAGGUGCUUCUUCCCUCAAACAAUUACGCCUCAAUAUGAAGCCACGAAGAAGCUUCAGGAGUGUAGCGAUAAAACUUACCGUAAACAUCCAGACAGAGUGAAGUUCACACAAGUGGUGGAUUCGCCAGUUCUGGUUCAAGCCGCCAUCAAUGCCAAACAGCUCAGUGAUCUGAACUACAAGGCAGAGUAUGAGAAAAUCAAGAUGAAGUCCAGCCUGCCCCCAGACUAUCCCUUCUUCAUCCAGUCCAGAGUUAACGCUUUUAACCUCAGUGAUAACUGUUAUAAGUAUGAUUGGGAGAAAUCCAAAGCCAAAAAGUUUGAGGUCAAGGGCGACGCUAUCUCGAUCCUCGCUGCCCGUGCUCACACCAACAUUGCCAGCGAUGUUAAAUAUAAGAAGGAGUAUGAGAAGAACAAGGGACACAUGGUUGGUGCCCUCAGCAUUAAUGAUGAUCCCAAAAUCUUACACUCUGUUCAUGUGGCCAAAAUCCAGAGUGACCGUGAAUACAAAAAGGACUAUGAAAAGGUAAAGACCAAGUACCAUACACCACUGGAUAUGAUUUCAGUCACCUUGGCCAAGAAAUCCCAGGGCAUUGCCAGUAUGGCCGGGUAUAGGAGCAUCAGCACCAACUUCUUCUAUCCCCCUGAUGCUGUGCUGUUGGAUUUGGCCAAGAAAGCCAACGUCAUCCAGAGUGAUAAUGAGUACAAGGCUGACUACAACGCUUACACCAAGGGUACCCCAUGGAUCCCCUUCGGUUCCAUAGAUGUGGAAAAGAAUAAGAAAGCUGGUGAGAUCCUUAGUGAGAAAAAAUACAGACAACACCCAGACACGAUCCGAUUCACAUCUAUUGAUGACCAUCCCGUCAUGAUGCAGGCCAAAGUCAACCAGCUUCAGAGGAGUGAUCUGUUCUACAAGAGAGGUCUAGAGGAGGUUCAUCAGAAGUACUCUCUGCCUCCUGAUGUACCUGAGUUCCUCCAAGCCAGGUGCAAUGCCUACAACAUCAGCAAUAAAUACUACAAACUUGCCUGGCAAGAGCAUAUCGCUAAAGGUUAUGACCUGAAGCCUAAUGCCAUUUCUGUUGUUGCUGCCAAAGCUGCCAGACAUGCUGCCAGUGAUGUCCAGUAUAAAAAGGCUUAUGAGAAGGACAGAGGCCACCACGUUGGCUUCCGCAGUCUCCAGGACGAUCCUCUGCUGGUUCACUACAUGCAGGUGGCUAAGAUACAGAGUGACAAGAACUACAAGAAGGACUACCAUAAGUCCAAGCUGAAGUAUCACACCCCAGUAGACAUGAUGAGCAUGGCUCACGCCAAACAUGCCUCAAAAGUGCAGACCUACGCUGGCUACAAGCAGCACCAUCAUAAUUACUGCCUACUGCCUGGCUCAAUGAGUCUGGACCUCGCCCGUAACAUGAGCUUCAAUGCCAGUGAUGUUAACUAUAAAAUGGAUUAUGAGAACUACGUCAAGGGAACUGGUUGGGUUCCUAUCGGUUCCCUGGAGGUGCAAAAAGCCAAGGCAGCAGCAGCAGCUCUGGACGAGAAGAAGUACCGCCAGCACCCUGAUACCAUCAAAUUCACCAGUGUCUCUGACUCCAUGAACAUGGAGCUGGCUAAGGCCAAUGCCAAGAUCCUUGAUGCAAAAGCAUAUAAGGCCAGUGGAGAGAAGUUCAUGCACACUUACCAUCUCCCUCCCGAUGUCCCUGAACUGAUGCAAGCCAGAUACAAUGCUGUCAACAUCAGCCAGAAUUACUACACCUAUCAACAUCGUAAAGAUCUGCUCAAAGGACAUCACGUGAAGGAAGAUGCUAUUCCCAUUGUUGCAGCAAAGUCUGGCAGAGAUAUAGCCAGCAAUUACAAGUAUAAACUGGCUUAUGAGAAGGCAAAGGGCCACCAUGUUGGCUUCCGCAGCCUCCAGGACGAUCCCCUGCUGGUUCACUACAUGCAGGUGGCUAAGUUGCAGAGUGACAAGAACUACAAGAAGGACUACCACCAGGCCAAGCUGAAGUAUCACACCCCAGUAGACAUGUUGAGUGUGGUCCAUGCCAAGCAGGCCUCUGCUGCUCAGACGAUGGCUGGAUACAAGCAGAUCCCUCACAACUAUUUCCUUCUGCCCGACAACUUGCACCUGAACCUGUAUCGCAACAUGAUGGAGAUUCAGAGUGAUAAUGUCUACAAGUCAGAUUACACCAACUACUGCAGAGGCACAGGUUGGGUCCCUAUUGGUUCUGUGGAUGUUGAGAAGGCCAAAACUGCUAAAGCCGCACUGGCUGAGAUUGGCUACCGCCAGCAUCCCAGCACUCUCAAGUUCACAAGCAAGACCGAUUCCAUGAACAUGACUCUGGCAAUGGCCAACACCAAGCAGAUGAACAACACUGCAUACAAAGCUUCCGGCGAAAAGUUCAUGCACACCUAUCAUCUGCCAGCUGACAGCCCUGAAUUCCUCCAGGCUAAGUUCAACGCCCAGACCAUGAGCGAGAGUCACUACAAACACAAGUGGCUGGAAGAUAUUGCCAAGGGAUAUGACAUGAAGCCUGACGCUAUUUCCGUCCUGCAUGCCAAGCAUGGCAGACAUAUUGCCAGCAAUGUCCAAUAUAAGAAAGAGUAUGAGAAGGACAGAGGCCACCACGUUGGCUUCCGCAGCCUCCAGGACGAUCCCCUGCUGGUUCACUACAUGGAGGUGGCUAAGUUGCAGAGUGACAAGAACUACAAGAAGGACUACCACCAGGCCAAGCUGAAGUAUCACACCCCAGUAGACAUGUUGAGUGUGGUCCAUGCCAAGCAGGCCUCUGCUGCUCAGACGAUGGCUGGAUACAAGCAGAUCCCUCACAACUAUUUCCUUCUGCCCGACAACUUGCAUCUGCAGAGGUGUCGCAACAUGAACAUCCAGUCAAGUGACAGUGAUUACAAGUCUGAAUGGAACAACUACAUCAGAGGUAUUGGAUGGGUCCCUAUUGGCUCAAUUGCAGUUGAGACUGCUAAAGUUGGCGGUCAGAUUCAGAGUGACAACAAGUACCGCACUCAUCCAUCCAACUUCAAGUUCAGCAAACUGAUGGACUCCAUGGACUUGACUCUGGCUACUGCCAACAACCAGAUCAUGAACAAGCAAGCAUACACUGCAGCUUGGAACAAGGACAAACUGACAGUCCACGUCAUGCCAGAUUCUCCUGAGAUUGUCCUGGCCAAGGCCAAUGCCCUCAACAUGAGCAAUAAACUUUACAAAGCCGGUGUUGUCGAGAUGGCCAAGAAGGGCCACAACCUCAAAGCUGAUGCCAUCCCAAUUAAGGCUGCCAAAUCUGGUACCACUAUUGCCAGUAAUUACAAGUACAAGUUGGCAUACGAGAAGGCCAGAGGCCACCACGUUGGCUUCCGCAGCCUCCAGGACGAUCCCCUGCUGGUUCACUACAUGGAGGUGGCUAAGUUGCAGAGUGACAGGAACUACAAGAAGGACUACCACCAGGCCAAGCUGAAGUAUCACACCCCAGUAGACAUGUUGAGUGUGGUCCAUGCCAAGCAGGCCUCUGCUGCUCAGACGAUGGCUGGAUACAAGCAGAUCCCUCACAACUAUUUCCUUCUGCCCGACAACUUGCAUCUGCAGAGGUGUCGCAACAUGAACAUCCAGUCAAGUGACAGUGAUUACAAGUCUGAAUGGAACAACUACAUCAGAGGUAUUGGAUGGGUCCCUAUUGGCUCAAUUGCAGUUGAGACUGCUAAAGUUGGCGGUCAGAUUCAGAGUGACAACAAGUACCGCACUCAUCCAUCCAACUUCAAGUUCAGCAAACUGAUGGACUCCAUGGACUUGACUCUGGCUACUGCCAACAACCAGAUCAUGAACAAGCAAGCAUACACUGCAGCUUGGAACAAGGACAAACUGACAGUCCACGUCAUGCCAGAUUCUCCUGAGAUUGUCCUGGCCAAGGCCAAUGCCCUCAACAUGAGCAAUAAACUUUACAAAGCCGGUGUUGUCGAGAUGGCCAAGAAGGGCUACAACCUCAAAGCUGAUGCCAUCCCAAUUAAGGCUGCCAAAUCUGGUACCACUAUUGCCAGUAAUUACAAGUACAAGUUGGCAUACGAGAAGGCCAGAGGCCACCACGUUGGCUUCCGCAGCCUCCAGGACGAUCCCCUGCUGGUUCACUACAUGGAGGUGGCUAAGUUGCAGAGUGACAAGAACUACAAGAAGGACUACCACCAGGCCAAGCUGAAGUAUCACACCCCAGUAGACAUGUUGAGUGUGGUCCAUGCCAAGCAGGCCUCUGCUGCUCAGACGAUGGCUGGAUACAAGCAGAUCAUUCACCAAUACAAUGUCCUGCCCGAUGCCAUGAACCUGCAACUUGCUCGUAACAUGCAGUUCAUCGCCAGUGAUAAUCAGUACAAGAGUGAUUAUGAUAGCUUCAUGAAAGGAAUAGGAUGGGUUCCUAUUGGAUCGUUGGAUGUUGAGAGAUCAAAAACAGCUGGCAAAAUCUUGAGUGAUAGCGGAUACCGUCAACACCCUAGCAACUUAAAAUUCACUAAGGACAUGCAGUCUAUGGAUCUGAUGUUGGCCACUGCCAACAAUCAGAUUAUGGAUAAGCAAUCCUACAACAAAGCCUGGGAGAAAGACAAGACUUCGAUUCACAUAAUGCCUGAUGCUAUGGACAUUGUUCUUGCCAGAGGGAACAGGAAGAACUUCAGUGAGAAACUGUACAAACUGGACAAUGAGCUCUCCAAGAAAAAGGGCCAUAAUCUUCGUGCUGAUGCCAUUGCUGUCAAAGCUGCCAAAGCGUCCACUGCUAUUGCUAGUGACUACAAGUACAAGACAGGAUACCGUAAGCAGGUCGGCCACCACAUCGGUGCUCGCAGCAUCCAGGACGACCCUCUGCUGAUGCUGGCUUUGAACUCAGCCAGGAUUGCCAGUGAUGCCCUGUACAAGAAGGACUUCAACAAGUCCAAGACCAAGUUCCACCUUCCAGUGGACAUGUUGGCCUUUGAACUGGCUAAGAAGAACCAGAUUCAGGUCAACCACGCCAACUACAUCACCCGUCUGCACAACUGGACUUGCCUGCCAGACUCCACUGAUGUUGUCCAGGCCAGACAUGCUUAUGACAUACAGAGUGAUGCUAUUUACAAGGAGGACCUGAAGAUGAUGCAGGGUAUUGGAUGGGUGCCUAUAGGUUCACUGGAUGUUGAGAAAUCGAAGAAAGCUUGUGAGAUCCUCAGUGAGAGGAAGUACCGUCAGCACCCAAGCAACUUUCAAUUCAAAAUGACCACUGACCACAUGCCAUUGGUAUUGGCUAAGGCCAAUGCUGGCAUUGUAAACAAGAAAGCUUACACUGAAGCCUGGGACAAAGACAAGACUAGCGUUCAUGUCAUGCCAGAUGCCAUGGAUGUUCUUCUGGCCAAAGCAAACAAUGUCAACUACAGUGUGAAAAAAUACAAACAGGCAAAUGAAGAUGCCAAGAAGAAGGGCUAUGAUCUGCGUGGUGAUGCCGUUUCCAUCCUUGCUGCCAGGGCUUCCAGGGAUAUUGCCAGUGAUUACAAGUACAAGACAGGAUACCGUAAGCAGGUUGGCCACCACAUCGGUGCUCGCUGUGUCCAGGACGACCCUCUGCUGAUGCUGGCUUUGAACUCAGCCAGGAUUGCCAGUGAUGCCCUUUACAAGAAGGACUUCAACAAGUCCAAGACAAAGUUCAACCUUCCAGUGGACAUGUUGGCCUUUGAACUGGCUAAGAAGAACCAGAUUCAGGUCAACCACGCCAACUACAUCACCCGUCUGCACAACUGGACUUGCCUGCCAGACUCCAAUGAUGUCGUCCAGGCCAGAAAGGCUUAUGACCUGCAGAGUGAUGCUGUCUACAAAGCUGACCUGAAGUGGCUCCAGGGUCUGGGCUGGGUCCCCAUUGGCUCGGUUGAUGUGGAGAAAGCCAAGAAGGCUGCUGAAGCUUUGAGUGAAAGGCAGUACCGUCAGCACCCAAGCACCUUUAAAUUCAAAAUGACCAGUGAAGACAUGCCCAUUGUGUUGGCCAAGGCCAACGCUCAGGUUAUGAACAAGAAAGCCUAUAGUGAAGCCUGGGACAUUGCAAAGAGGACGAUCCACAUCAUGCCUGACGCUAUGGAUGUUCUUCUAGCCAAAGCAAACAAUGUCAACUACAGCUUGAAAAAGUACAAACAGGCAAAUGAAGAUGCCAAGAAGAAGGGCUAUGAUCUGCGUGGUGAUGCCGUUUCCAUCCUUGCCGCCAGGGCCUCCAGGGAUAUUGCAAGUGACUACAAGUACAAGACAGGAUACCGUAAGCAGGUCGGCCACCACAUCGGUGCUCGCUGUGUCCAGGACGACCCUCUGCUGAUGCUGGCUUUGAACUCAGCCAGGAUCGCCAGUGAUGCCCUGUACAAGAAGGACUUCAACAAGUCCAAGACAAAGUUCAACCUUCCAGUGGACAUGUUGGCCUUUGAACUGGCUAAGAAGAACCAGAUUCAGGUCAACCACGCCAACUACAUCACCCGUCUGCACAACUGGACUUGCCUACCAGACUCCAAUGAUGUCGUCCAGGCCAGAAAGGCUUAUGACCUGCAGAGUGAUGCUGUCUACAAAGCUGACCUGAAGUGGCUCCAGGGUCUGGGCUGGGUCCCCAUUGGCUCGGUUGAUGUGGAGAAAGCCAAGAAGGCUGCUGAAGCUUUGAGUGAAAGGCAGUACCGUCAGCACCCAAGCACCUUUAAAUUCAAAAUGACCACUGAAGACAUGCCCAUUGUGUUGGCCAAGGCCAACGCUCAGGUUAUGAACAAGCGUCUCUAUACCGAGGCGUGGGAGAAAGACAAGGUCAACCUGCACAUCCAACCUGACACUCCAGAGAUCAUCCUCUCUCAGCAGAACGCUAUCAACAUGAGCAAGAAACUCUACAAACAAGGUUUUGAGGCUGACAUCAGGAAAGGCUAUUUCCUCCCUCCAGAUUCAGUCUCUGUCAAGGCUGCUAAGGCCUCCAGGGACAUCGUCAGUGAUUACAAGUACAAGACAGGAUACCGUAAGCAGGUCGGCCACCACAUCGGUGCUCGCUGUGUCCAGGAUGACCCUCUGAUCAUGCUGGCUCUGAACUCAGCCAGGAUUGCCAGUGAUGCCCUGUACAAGAAGGACUUCAACAAGUCCAAGACCAAGUUCAACCUUCCAGUGGACAUGCUGAAUCUUGAACUGGCCAAGAAAUGCCAGAUCCAAGUCAACGACUUCAAUUACAGAACUCAUCUGCACCAGUGGACUUGUCUGCCAGACUCCAAUGAUGUCGUCCAGGCCAGGAAAGCCUACGAUCUUCAGAGUGAUGCUGUAUACAAAGCUGACAUGGAUGAGGUCAUAGGCAUAGGAUGGGUCCCCAUUGGUUCAGUUGAUGUGAUGAAGGUCAAGAACGCCUCUAAGAUUCUCAGCGAACGUCUCUACAGGCAGAAACCAGAAAAACUGAAGUUUAAAACUGAUAUGACUUCCAUGCCCAUGGUCUUGGCUAAAACUAAUGCUGAUAUCAUCAACAAGAAAAACUACAUCGCUGCUUGGGAGGCUGAUAAGAUCAAGACUCACGUAACCCCUGACCUGCCCGAGAUUUUGCUCUCUAAAGUUAAUGCUUACAACAUCAGCAGGAAAAAUUACAGGGAAGAUGUCGAAGCACUCUUCAGAAAGGGCUACGACCUUAAGCCUGAUGCUGUCGCUGUUGUUGCUGCCAAACGUGGAAGAGAGAUCAUCAGUGAUUACAAGUACAAGACAGGAUACCGUAAGCAGGUCGGCCACCACAUCGGUGCUCGCUGUGUCCAGGACGACCCUCUGAUGAUGCUGGCCCUGAACUCAGCCAAGAUUGCCAGUGAUGCCCUGUACAAGAAGGACUUCAACAAGUCCAAGACCAAGUUCAACCUUCCAGUUGACAUGCUGAAUCUUGAACUGGCCAAGAAAUGCCAGAAGCAAGUCAACGACUUCAAUUACAGAACUCGUCUGCACAACUGGACCUGCCUACCUGACUCCACUGAUGUUGUCCAGGCCAGAAAGGCUUAUGACCUGCAGAGUGAUGCUGUGUACAAGGCUGAUAUGACAUGGAUCAAGGGAACAGGAUGGGUGCCAAUUGGUUCGGUUGAUGUGGAGAAAGCCAAGAAAGCAGCAGCGAUCCUGAGCGAGAGGAAAUACCGUCAGCAUCCCAGCAUGUUCAAAUUCACCGCCAAGACACAUGACAUGCCAUAUGCCCUUGCUCAGGCCAAUGCACAGAUCAUGGACAAGAAAGCAUAUCUUGCUGCCUGGGAAAACGAUAAGACCAACCUUCACAUCAUGCCUGAUACCCCAGAGAUAAUACUGGCCAAGCAGAAUAAACUCAACACCAGUCUGAAAUAUUACCGUGAAGGCUUUGUGAACACCAUCAACAAAGGCUACUUCCUUCCCAAAGAUGCUGUUUCUGUUCUAGCUGCCAAGGCGUCCAGAGACAUCGUCAGUGAUUACAAGUACAAGGCUGGUUUCCGUAAGCAGUGCGGUCAUCACAUUGGUGCCCUCAGUGUUAAGGACGACCCACUGAUCAUGUUGGCCGCUCACGUAGCCAAGAUCUCCAGUGACAACAUCUAUAAGAAGGACUUCAACAAGACCAAGACCAAGUACCACCUUCCAGUAGACAUGCUGACAAUUGAACUUGCCAAGAAAUGCCAGCAGCAAGUGAAUGACUUCAACUACAGAACUCGCUUGCACCAGUGGACCUGCCUGCCCGACUCCAGUGAUGUGGUCCAGGCCAGAAAGGUCUAUGACUUACGGAGUGACGCUGUAUACAAAGCUGAUAUGGAGUGGCUGAGAGGAUGCGGCUGGUCACCUCAGGACUGUGUGGAUGUCGUCAAAGUUAAACAUGCCCAGACUAUUCUCAAUGAAAGACUUUACCGCCAACCACCAAGCACCGUGAAGUUCACCAGCGUCGUUGACCUCCCAGCUAUUGUCUUGUCCAAGCAAAACGCUGACAACAUCAGUGAUAGGAAAUACAAAGAAGUUUGGGAGAAGGACAAGCUCAGCUUUCACCUGCCACCUGCCACCCCCACUUUUGAACUAUCCAAGGCCAAUUCCAUCAACAUCAGCAAUAAACUGUACACAAAGGAAUGGGACAGCCAGAAGGCCAAGGGUUACCACAUCAAGGAGGAUGCUAUCUCUGUGCUGAAGGCUAAAGCUUCUAGAGAUAUCAUCAGCGAUUACAAGUACCAUGGAGCAUACCGUAAGCAGGUCGGGCACCACAUUGGUGCUCGCUGUGUCCAGGAUGACCCUCUGAUCAUGCUGGCUAUGAACUCAGCCAGGAUUGCCAGUGAUGCCCUGUACAAGAAGGACUUCAACAAGUCCAAGACCAAGUUCAACCUUCCAGUGGACAUGCUGAAUCUUGAACUGGCCAAGAAAUGCCAGAUCCAAGUCAAUGACUUCAAUUACAGAACUCAUCUGCACCAGUGGACUUGUCUGCCAGACUCCACUGAUGUUGUCCAGGCCAGAAAGGCCUACGACCUGCAGAGUGAUGCUGUGUACAAAGCUGAUAUGGAGUGGCUGCGCGGAUGUGGAUGGGUGCCACAUGAGUGUGUGGAUGUUAUGAAGGUGAAGCAUGCACAGAAGAUCCUGGCUGAUAGAGGCUAUCGUGUCAAGUUGGAUGAACAGAAAUACACUGUUCCAUUUGACAGAGUUGACAUGGUCCGUGCCAAGAAUGCUGCUGAUGUCCUCAAUGAGGCCAAAUAUCGUGAAGCCUGGCACGAGGAAAAGACCAAGUACUCACUGGUGGACACUCCUAUUCUUGCCACAGCCAGAGAGGUGGCAAAGAACAUUCAUCCGAAAUUGUAUACCAAGGCUUGGGAUAACGUUAAAGCCACAGGCUACUUCAUGCCUGGAGAUGCUGUACCAAUCAAGCAGUGCAUCAAUACAACUAAAGUCCAGAGCAAGCAUCAUUACCUCGAGGCAUACCGUAAGCAGGUCGGGCACCACAUCGGUGCUCGCUGUGUCCAGGACGACCCUCUGAUGAUGCUGGCUCUGAACUCAGCCAGGAUUGCCAGUGAUGCCCUGUACAAGAAGGACUUCAACAAGGCCAAGACCAAGUUCAACCUUCCAGUGGACAUGUUGGCCUUUGAACUGGCCAAGAAAUGCCAGAAGCAAGUUAAUGAUGACCUCUACAGGACCCGCCUGCACCAGUGGACUUGUCUGCCAGACCAGAACGACAUCAUCCAGGCCCGCAAAGUUUAUGAUCUUCAAAGUGAUAAUGUGUAUAGGGCUGAUCUGGAAUGGAUUCGUGGUUGUGGCUGGGUGGCAGCUGACUCUGUUGACCACGUGAAGGUCAGGAAGGCCCAGGAGAUUCUCAACGAGAGACUCUACAAGAAGAAUGCCAAAGAAUGCUUCGGAAAAUUCACCCUGGUUGUGGACCGCCCUGAGAUUGUCUUGGCGAAGGUUAAUGCUGCCAACCUCAGUGAUCUGAAGUACAAAGAGACAUUCAACGCCGAAAAGGGUCAUUACAUUGGUUCAGAGGACACUCCUCAACUGGCCCAUAGCAGGGAGGUGUCUAAGAACAUCAGUGAGAAACUCUACAAAUCGAACUGGGAUGCAACAAAGGCUACCAGCUACCAGCUGAACCAUGAGUACAUCCCACUACUCAGUGGCAAGAAGGGCAGGGAGAUCGCUAGUGACGUCAAGUAUAAGGAUUCCCAUGAGAAGGCAAAGGGUCACUACAUGGCAGGAACCCUGGUGGACUUCCCUGAGGUGGUGCGCUGUGGAGACCAGGAGAAGAAAAAGGGACUGAGGCUCUACCAGAAGGACUACCAUCAAAGCAAGACCAAGAUCCACCUCCCACCCGACAUUAUUGCUAACAAGGUGGCCAAGAACUGCCAGGACAUGCUGAGCGACGUCCUCUACCGCACCUACCUGCACCAGUGGACUUGCCACCCUGAACAGGAGGAUGCCAUUCGUGCCCGCAAGACCAACGAGAUUCUCAGUGAUGUGUUCUACAAGGAUGACCUGAACUGGAUGAAGGGUAUUGGUUGCUACGUCUGGGACACACCAGAGAUCGUUCGUGCCAAGAAGUCCUACGAGCUGCAGAGUGAUCUGAAAUACAGAGACGAAGCCAAGAAAGAAUUCAACAACUACUCCAUUGUGACAGAUACACCAGUUUAUGUGACUGCUGUCCUGGGUCACACAUGGGCCAGUGAUCUCAACUAUAAGGAGGCUUAUCAUAAGGAGAAGCACAUGUACACCACCGUCCUGGAUACCUACGACUACGCCAGAUGCCACAACUUCAAGGAAUUCUUCAGCAACAAAAACUACACUGGCGCUUGGGACAAAAUCAAAGCCAAGAGCUACCAGAUCCCACAUGACUCCCAUGCCUUGCAGCAUGCUAAGAACCAGAAAGUCAUCCUUAGUAAUGUGAAGUACAAGGAGGAUUAUGAGAAGUUCAAAUCCCUCUACAGUCUGCCCAAGUCUCUUGAGGACGAUCCCGCCACUGCUCGCUGCGUCAAGGCUGGAAAGCUGGUCCUGGAUCGUCUGUACCAUGAGAACUACGAGAAGACCAAGGCCAAGAACCAUAUCCCAGCAGACAUGCUGGAGAUCCUGUCUGCCCGCAACACCCAGGCCACCGUCAGCGGCAUCCACUACCGCAAGUACCUGCACCAGUGGAUAUGCCUCCCUGACAUGCAGGUGUACACCCAGGCCCGCAAAGUCAACGAGCAGCUCAGUGACAUCUUCUACAAGGAUGAUCUGAACUGGCUGAAGGGUAUCGGCUGCUAUGCCUGGGACACACCAGAGAUCCUCCGUGUCAAGCAUGCUGGUAAUCUUCAGAGUGAGGCCAAGUACAGGGCCAAAGGUAUUGAGGCUUUCAAGGAUUAUUCUGUGGUGACAGAUACUCCAGUGUACGUGACGGCCAUUCAGAACUCUCAAAACCUGAGUGAUCUGCACUACCGCUACGACUACAACGCCAACAUCAAGGGCACGAACACCGCUCCUGCUGUCACCAUCGAGACAGAAAGGGCACGCCUGGCUAACUACAUCCAGAGUGAUAACUGGUACAAGGAGGCCAACAAGAAUCUCAUGCCCACUGGUUACUCUCUGCCCCACGAUACCCCGCUCAUCAAGCAGGCUAAGAUGAACAGCAUCAUCACCAGCAGCGUGAAGUACAAGGAGGCCUACGAGAUGACGAAGGCUAAGGCCUACAGUCUUCAUCCAGAGGGCGUCAACUUCGUCAACUUAAGGAAUUCCAACAAGAUCAUCAACGAUCGUCUGUAUCGUCAGGACUACCACAAGCAAAAGGACAAGAUCCACACAACCUACGACACCCCUGAUAUCAAGCAAGUCAAGAUGAACCAGAAACACCUCAGCGAUUUGUGCUACAAAGAGAAAUACUACAACAACAGAGGCCAGCUGAUCUCUAUGCCCAUUACCCCUGAGCUGAUGCACUGCCGCCACGUCAAUGAAAUCACCAGCGAGCUCAAAUACAAAGAGGAUCUGGUUUGGCUGAGAGGCCUCGGCUGCUUCUUGUACGACACCCCAGAGAUGGUCACCAUCCGCAACAUCACCAAACAAAGGGUGACCUACCCAAGGGAGGCUAAGAAGAACCUUGCCAACUUCUCCGUGGUCCUGGACACCCCAGAGUAUAAGCGCGUGACCGAGCUUAAGACCCACAUGAGCAACCUCAUCUACAAAGCCCAGAGCAAGCAGGAGAUGUCUAAGGUCUCCACCACUGUGGAUGCUGUGGACAUCCAGAGAGCCAAAUGGGCCCAGCAGCUGACUAACAAAUACAAGUACAUCGACUUGGCUGCUAAGGAGAGACCUCAUUACACUCCAGAAAGUCAAACUCCAGACCUGACCCAUGCCAAAAAAAUGAAAGUGGUCUACAGUGACAACAAAUACAAAGAACAGUAUGAGAAGAUGAAGCACAGGUACACAGCCAUCGGUGAUACACCUCUCCUGAUCCGUGCCAAGAAAUCCUACAUCCAGUCCAGUGAUCUGCGUUACAAAGAGACCUUCGAGCUCGCCAAGGGUCACUACCGCACAGUCAAGGAUGCUCUGGACAUCACCUACCACCGCAGAGUCACUGAUGACGUCAGCGAGGUUAAAUACAGGGAGAAGUACAUUAACUCUCUGGGUACAUGGAAGUCCAUCCCCGACCGUCCUGAGUUCUUCUUCAGCAAGAUUGUCAAUGAUAACGUCAGCAGCGUCAAGUACAAGGAGGACCUGGAUUGGUUGAAGGGAAUUGGCUGCUAUGUCUGGGACACACCUGAGCUGGUGCUGGCUGAGAACAACAAGGCACUUUACAGUGAGAGACUGUACAAAGCCUCAUCCGAGAAGAACAGAGGCAACUUCAAGUAUACCUCCGACACGCCGUUCUUCGAGACUGUCAAGAACGCCUCUAUUCUCAUCAACGAUGCAAGGUAUAAAUCCAAAGCAAAGGAUCUUCUAAAGAGUGGCUGCAAUGAGCUACACCGCCCUGACAUCCUCACAGCCCUUUACCAGUCCGUUUUGGGCAGUAAGUGGAGAUACAGACAGCAGUAUGAACGUGCCAAGGACAAGUUCACCUCUAUUCUGGACACUCCUGAGUAUGAGACCCACAAACGCAAGAAGAAGAUCAGCGAUAUCAUCUACAAGAUGGAGUACAACAAGACCAAAGCUAAGGCAUACACCCUGCCUUAUGACACUCCACACCAGCAGCACAUGAAGAAAGUCAAGGAGAUCACCAGCAAUCUGAAAUACAGAGAAGUGUAUGAGAAGAGCAAGGCCCAGAUCAACAUGGACCCCGAGGCUCAUGAGAUCCGUGCUGCCAAGGAGGCCUACAGGAACAUCACCAACCUUGACUACAAGAAGAAAUAUGAAGCCACAAAGGCCAAGUGGAUCUGGACUUCAGAUAGACCCGACUUCCUCAACGCUGCCAAGAACAGUAUGCAGCAGAGCGAUGUCGAGUACAAGUACGACAAAGAGAGUAUGAAGGGUUGCGUGAUACCUGUGGUUGAUGACAAGCUCACCCUUCUGGCUAUGAAGAAUAAUGAAAUGGCCAGCAUUGUGAAGUACAAAGAGAAGUAUGAAAAGGAAAAGGGCCACUACAUGCCUGUGCAGGACACUCCUCAAAUCCUCCAUGCCAAGGCUGUGCGCACUCUGGCAUCAGAGACCAGAUACAAGGAGGCCAGUAAGAAGGACAUGCAGUCUGGCUCAUUCACAACCCUGCCUCAGACCCGUGAUACUGCUCACAGCAAGGAGGUCAACAAGCUUGUCAGCAGGAACGUGUACAAAGAGAAGUUUGAGAAGGAAAAGGGGAAGUCAGUGUAUAACCACAUGAUGGUUCCACCUGAUGUUCAGCAUGCUAUGGCCGUGGCCAAGAGUCAGAGCAGCAUUUCCUACAAGAAGGACGCCAAAGCCAACCUCCACUACACCUCUGUGGCCGACCGUCCUGACAUCAAGAAGGCAACCCAGGCUGCCAAACUGAUCAGUGGGAUCGGCUACCGCGACAAGGCACGCGAGGAGGCCAGCCGCGGAGGUUCUCUGGUCAACCGCCCAGACAUUACUUUGGCCACUGAGGUGUCCAAGCUGACCAGCGAGGUGGAGGCCAAGCCCUCCCUCCAUGGAACUGCUUCCUAUGAUACCCCCCAGAUGCGCCACAUUAAGAAAAUGAGUGCCGUGACUAGUGAUUUGAAGUACAAGGAGAAGUUUGACAAGGAGGUGAAAGGAAAGAGACCACAAUAUGACCUGAAGGAGAGCAAGAUUUACAAGACUUUGAAGGAUGCCAGCGCGCUGGCUAGUGAGGUGAAGUACAAGGGUGACCUGAAGAAGAUCCACAAGCCGGUGACCGACAUGGCUGAGUCUCUGUCCAUGCAGCACAGCCUGAGCACCAGCAGACUGUCCAGCCAGUACUGCUACAAGAAGAAAUUUGAGGAGAGUAAGGGUCACUACCAUAUGAUUCCUGACACACCAGAGCAGCUUCAUCACAAGGAGGCCUCUGACCUUCAGAGCAACGUGAAAUACAAGGAGAAGUAUGAGAAGGAGAAGGGCAAGGCCAUGCUGGACUUUGAGACCCCCACAUACGUGACUGCAAAGGAGGCUCAGCACAUGCAGAGCCAGAAAGACUAUAAGAAGGACUAUGAGGAUAACAUGAGGGGCAAGAACCUCUCAGGCUUGGAGGUCACCCCUGCCAUGUUACAUGUCAGACACGCCACCAAAAUAGCCAGUGAGAAAGAGUACAGGAAGGAUCUAGAAGAGGGGGUGAAGGGUAAAGGGCUAACUGCACUGGAGGAAACUCCGGAGCUUUUGAGAGCAAGGAAUGCCACUCAAAUCCUGUGCGAGAGAGAGUACAAGAAGGCACUGGAGCAUGAGAUCAAGGGCAAGGGAAUGUUGGCUUUGGCUACAGACACCCCAGACUUCAUGAGGGCCAGGAACGCUACUGACAUCCUCAGUCAGACUAAGUACAAGCAGACCGCUGAGAUGGACAGGGCCAGCUACACAACUGUCAUCGACACCCCAGACAUCAUCCAUGCUCAGCAGAUGAGGAACAUCGUCAGCCAGAAAAAAUACAAGGAGGAGGCUGAGAAGACCAUGUCUCACUAUGUGCCAGUCCUGGACACUCCUGAGAUGCAAAGAGUCCGUGAGAACCAGAAGAACUUCAGCACUCAUCUAUACCAGGUUGACCUUAAAAACAUAAAGGGCAAAGUGUCUACUGUAAAGGACACUCCUGAAAUGCUUCGUGUUAAAGAGAAUACAAAGAAUUUCAGCUUGAUUCAGUACAAAGAGGAUUUGGGAGCAGGAACAGCUGUGCCCGAGACCCCAGAGAUGAAGAGAGUUAAAUGCAACCAGCGGAACAUCAGCACGAUACAGUACAAGGACUCUGUGGGUCAAGGCACAGCCAUCCCAGACCUCCCAGAGGUGAAGCGGGUCAGAGAAACCCAGAAGAAUAUCAGCUCGCUUCAGUACAAAGCAGGCGUGGGACAAGGCACGUCAGUAUCAGAGACCCCAGAGAUGGAGAGAGUUAAACGCAAUCAGCUCAAUAUCAGCACGAUACAGUACAAGGACUCUGUGGGUCAAGGCACAGCCAUCCCAGACCUCCCAGAGGUGAAGCGGGUCAGAGAAACCCAGAAGAAUAUCAGCUCGCUUCAGUACAAAGCAGGCGUGGGACAAGGCACGUCAGUAUCAGAGACCCCAGAGAUGGAGAGAGUUAAACGCAAUCAGCUCAAUAUCAGCACGAUAAAAUACAAGGACUCUCUUGGUCGAGGCACAGCUAUACCGGACCUCCCUGAGGUGAAGCGGGUCAAACAAACCCAGAAGCACAUCAGCUCGGUGUUGUAUAAAGACAGUUCAGCCAAGGGAACUCCCGUGGUGUACACUCCAGAGAUGGAGCGGGUCAAACGGAACCAAGAAAACAUUAGCUCGGUGCUGUACUCUGACAGUUUCCGUAAGCAGGUCCAGGGCAAGGCCGCCUUCGUUCUGGACACGCCUGAGAUGAGGCGCGUCAGGGAGACCCAGCGCAUCAUUUCCGGAGUGAGAUAUCACGAGGACUUUGAGAAGAGCAAGGGCAGCUUCACUCCCACCACCUCUGACCUGGUGACAGAGCGCGUGAAGAGGAACACCCAGGACUUCAGCGACAUCAGCUACCGUGGCAUCCAGAGGCGCGUGGUGGAGAUGGAGAGGAGACGCGCCAUCGAGCACGACCAGGAGACCACCACUGAUCUGCGUGUGUGGCGCACAAACCCCGGAUCUGUGUUUGACUACGACCCUGCUGAGGACAACAUCCAGUCCAGGAGUCUGCACAUGAUGUCAGUGCAAGCUCAGCGUCGCAGCAAGGAGCACUCCCGCUCCACCAGCGCUUUGAGCGGCAUGGCUGACGAGAAGUCUGAGGUGUCCCAGGACACUUACCACCACAUAGCACUCAACGGCAGCAACUUUGCAGGUUACCAGCAUGCUAAGACUGUGGAGCUGCAGCAGAGAUCAUCAUCAGUGGCCACUCAGCAGACCACAGUCUCCUCCAUCCCCUCACACCCUUCAACCACCGGGAAAACCGUGCGUGCCAUGUAUGACUACACCGCCGCCGACAACGACGAGGUGUCCUUCAAGGACGGCGACGUCAUCGUCAACGUGCAGGCCAUCGACGAAGGAUGGAUGUACGGUACCGUGCAGCGCACCGGCAAGACCGGCAUGCUGCCAGCCAACUACGUGGAAGCAGUUUAAAGCCCGCCCAUCAUCCCUCCAGAGUGGGCGAGACGCAUCCACAGGGCGACGCUGAUUGGUCUGCCUGUGCUGCGAUCACAGCCGUGGCUUAGUGCAAUGUGUAGCUUUGAGUUUGUUGUAGGUCUGUCACUGUGUUUGAACCGUGUUAACUGUAACUGUCGUCGGUAAAGUCUGUUAUCAUUCAUACGCUGCUGCCCCUGUUGCCCGUGGAUGUGACGUAGGCAUCAUGACGUGACACGUAUAAAUAGUUCCGAGUAUACAUACUAUGAAUGAGUAUUUUAGAUUGUUGAAACUGAAAAGUAAGACUCACUAACAUAUGUCCUGGCCUAUUCUAUUGUAAAUUUCAAAAAUAUUUAAUAUAUAUGAAAAAAGACGUGUCCAGAGAGAGUAUUUCCUCGUGAAAACAAUGGGCUCAGACAGUUCCACUGAUCUGCUUUUAAUGGCAAGUCUAUGGAGAGAUAAAGAAACGUAUAAGGAGUCAGUUACCAUCUACCUCCUCCACGAUUAAACCACUCCUGAAGAGUUGUAUGACACAAGCCUCAGUCUUCCCUCCUUUAAACUGAAGGCUGGCCACUAGUAGAAUGUGUGAUUUGUUUCUCCCGAUUACUUAGGACUCAGGCUCGACCUCUACCUUUUAAUCAGUAGCUAAUAAAGCACACUAAGCUCCUGCAGCA